Molecule: messenger RNA, 1249 nt
Organism: Populus nigra (black poplar)
Lineage: Eukaryota; Viridiplantae; Streptophyta; Magnoliopsida; Malpighiales; Salicaceae
Exons: 2
Coding region: 437-1030 (197 amino acids)
Source: RefSeq, a predicted model, not a curated record
GAAGAAUAACGCGACUGCAAAAACAAAAUUCCCAGAAAUUUUCUAAAGAUGCGUAAAGGCAAGUCACUGGACCAGAUUUUUUAUUGUCCAGUGACAGGCCUACUAGACCUAGGCCCGUUAAUUUUGGUUAGGGUGCAAUGUUCCCGCACAUCGUGGCUUUUGAAUUUCCUUGCAGAUCUGGUGAAUCGAACUCUAACCUAUUACUUCAAUGAAAACUUCAUCGAAAUGUGCCAAGUUAAAUUCAUGGAACUCCGAAGACCAGAGCCAGAGUCAGCGAGGGAAUUGAAUUGCAAGGUCUUGGCCGUGCAAGUUGCCACUAGCAUCUUUUGAAGCUCGAAGUUUGAUUGCAGAUUUUUCUUGGAUUUUGGCAUGGGGUUUUGAUUGCAAAAAAUGCUUUAUGAUGACUUGUUAGUGAUGUAUUAAAUUGUUAAAGAAAAUGAGGAGAGGGUGCUUUGUGAAGAACUCAAUAGCGUUUGUAGGAGUGGUGAUUUCUAUCUGUUGCCUUUCGGUGAUUAUGGUAUCAGUUUUCCAGCUUCCGGAGGCAUCACUAAGAAAUAAAGUAACAGGUUCUUACAGAACCAUUAGGAACAGGAAGGUUUCCAAGGAUGAAGCAAUUGGGAAAUUUGGUGAGAUGAUGAUUGAAAUGUUGCCAGAAGAUCUUGCUUUUACAGUCUUUGUCCCGUCCCAUGAAGCUUUUGAGCGUGACCUAAGGCUACAGGUGGAUGAUAGCUUGGUAGCAGAGAAGAGGAAUGACACAUACGCUGUCGUUUCCCGCAUAUUGGGCUUCUCAGCUGUUCCUCGAACUCUUUUUUCUACUACAGUGCCCUCUGGUAAAGAGGUCUUCUAUGAUUCCUUAUCUGGGUUUACACUGUACAUUUCAAAAGAUGGAGAUGGGAUGCUGGUGGUUAAUAGAAUUCGAUCAGAAAAGGUAGGCCUCAGGAGAAUGGAGAUUGUAGUACAUGUUAUGGAUGGAGUGCUGAUGGAUGGGGAGUUUGAACAGGCAGUUCAGCCCGAUUACACUAAAGAUUGAUUAGAACCAAGGCAUUGAAUCUCUCGAAAGAAUGGUUUUUUGCAGUAUCACCUGUGCCAUUAUCAGGUUUUGCCUUGCUGUAACUUGUAAGGUGUAAGUUGAACAAGUUGCAUAUUUAUUCAGGGGCAAUGUAUUUAUAUCUACUUAAAAAACCAUGUCAGAAACCUAACCCAUUCAUUCUAUUUAACAUCUGAGUAGUAUCUUCAUUUUCCAUGUGAA